This is a messenger RNA of Leucoraja erinaceus (little skate), 9498 nucleotides long. RefSeq names its product phosphodiesterase 11a, like (gene pde11al). The record is from RefSeq and is a predicted model, not a curated record. The transcript has 20 exons. The coding region runs from base 3780 to 6401 and encodes 873 amino acids. Lineage: Eukaryota; Metazoa; Chordata; Chondrichthyes; Rajiformes; Rajidae. Gene Ontology annotation, molecular function: protein binding; 3',5'-cyclic-nucleotide phosphodiesterase activity. Gene Ontology annotation, biological process: signal transduction.
UGGACGCUGAUCUUUUCUCACCCACCGUUAUCUCUUUUGAUGGCACUGGGCUGGAGUUUAAAAGGAUGAGGAGGGGACCUUGUUGAAACUUACUGAACAGUGAAAGGCCUGGAUAGAGUUGAUGUGGAGAGGAUGUUUCCACUAGUGGGAGAGUCUAGGACAAGAGGUCAUAGCCUCAGAAUUAAAGGGCGUUCCUUUUGGAAUAAAAUGAGGAGGCAUUUCUUUAGUCAGAGGGUGGUGAAUCUGUGGAAUUCGUUGCCACAGAAGGCUGUGGAGGCAGCCAAUAGAUAUUUUUAAGGCAAAGAUAGACAGCAUCUUCAUUAGUAUAUGUCAGGGAUUAUGGGGAGAUGGCCAGAGAAUGGGGGUUGGAGGGAGCAAAGAUCAGCCAUGGUUGAAUGGUGGUUGACUUGAUGAACCAGAUGGUCUAAUUCUGCUCCUAUCAUUUAUGUCCUUAUGACCUUAAAUCACACAUUGGACCCUGAUCUUUCCCCACCCAUCUCUAUCUCUUUUGUUGGCACUGAGCCUCGACUUGCUGGAGUUUAGAAGGAUGAGGGGAGACCUCAUUGAAACUUGCUGAUUAGUGAAAGGCCUGGAUAGAAUUGAUGUGGAGAGGAUGUUUCCACUGGUGGGAGAGUCUAGGACCAUAGCCUCAGAAUUAAAGGAUAUUCUUUUGGGAACGAGAUGAGGAGGAAUUUGUUUAGUCAGAGGGUGGUGAAUCUGUGGAAUUCAUUCACACAGAAGGCUAUGGAGGCCAAGGCAGAGAUAGAUAUAUUCUUGAUUAGUACAGAUGUUAUGGGAUUAUGGGGAGUAGGCAGAAGAAUGGGGUGAGGUGGGAAAGAUAGAUCAGCCAUGAUUUAAUGGUAGAGUAGACUUGAUGGACCGAAUUGCCUAAUUCUGUUCCUAUCACUUGUGAACUCUUCUUUAAAUAUAUAUCACUGUGUUUUGAAAGAUGGCCUAUGCAUGGUUGGAACAUGCAACACUCAAAGAUAAAUGUUUCAUCUCAUUACAAACCUUUCGACAAAAAGCCUUCCAGAAAGUGAUAUUUUCGGUGUGUUUAAAUGCAGUAUGAUCACUCUAGAGCCUUUCAUCUUUCCAUCAGGUUUUCAAGAGAAACGUCGCACGUGAAGAGAUCUACGAAAACCGGAGUGGAAGCAUCGCUUCCGAGGCGUUGAAAGAUCCAAACUCGUGAUUUCCAUUGGCAUUACCCCGAGUCCAUCCAAUCUUUGAUGUCAUCGUUCUAUUCUAAUAGAUGUGACAAUUCCUCUCUGAACAAAGAGAAAUCACGAAGCAAGAGACCAGUGAACGCAGUCCAGAUAGACACACAACGCUGGAGUAACUCAGCGGGCCAGGCAGCAUCUAUGGAGAAAAGGAAUAGGAGACGUGUCGGGUCCGACUCUCUGGAGUCUGAAGAAGGGUCUCGUCUCGACCCGCAACAUCACAUAUUUCCUUUCUGCAGGGAUACAGUCUGACCAGCUGAGUUACUCCAUCUUUUUGUGUCUAUCUUCGGUUUAAACCAGCAUCUGCAGUUCCUUCCAAACCGCUCAAAAAGGAGAGUUCAAUCCAAUUUUCCAGCACUCACGUAAAUAUUACCAAAACAAUAUGUAUUUGCAUGAAAUAGCUAGUUGGCAUAUUGACCAUGUAGAGAAAACACAAUUUUGCUGAGUAGUCGUGCUCAGCUUCAAAUUCUGCUUUCACUCUCACCCGAGUCUAUCAGCACAAUACAACAUGAGCUCACUGCGUCUUCAGAGAGAAACUAACUUAGCGACAGUUUUGAUCAUGUGAUUUCAAAGGUCGAACAGAUGUUUAAAGUUAUGCGACUUGAACGGAUUGAAUUAAGAUAUUUUAAUUUGUUGUAAAUGAAGAAAUUAAGGUAUGUAAUUACAGAGAAGAGUUGUGGAUUUGAUGCCUUGGUAGCACGGGGGGACUUUAAAGUAAUCGAUGACAGUUUUAAAACUGUGGUCAAUAUACUUUGCGGGGAAUCAUAUAACCAUAUAACAAUGACAGCACGGAAACAGGCCAUCUCGACCCUUCUAGUCCGUGCCGAACACAUAAUCUCCCCUAGUCCCAUAUACCUGCGCUCAGACCAUAACCCUCCAUUCCCUUCCCAUCCAUAUAACUAUCCAAUUUAUUUUUAAAUGAUAAAAACGAACCUGCCUCCACCACCUUCACUGGAAGCUCAUUCCACACAGCUACCACUCUCUGAGUAAAGAAGUUCCCCCUCAUGUUACCCCUAAACUUCAGUCCCUUAAUUCUCAAGUCAUGUCCCCUUGUUUGAAUCUUCCCUACUCUCAGUGGGAACAGCUUUUCCACGUCAACUCUGUCUAUCCCUCUCAUCAUUUUAAAAACCUCUAUCAAGUCCCCCCUUAACCUUCUGCGCUCCAAAGAAUAAAGCCCUAACUUGUUCAACCUAUCUCUGUAACUUAGUUGCUGAAACCCAGGCAACAUUCUAGUAAAUCUCCUCUGUACUCUCUCUAUUAUCGGCUGGCAUACGAUCAAUGGAAGGAAAUCAAGAGUAAUUAAAUGUCAAUUGUAAUGGGCCCGCAUUUCACGAUUGAAAGUGGGGAAAUAUUCUGGUCCCAUUGCCAAUGGUAAGUCCUCAGUCUCCUGAACUAGGGAUCUAUAUCUAUCCUACCCGAAUUUGUGCCAGGACAAAGCACCCCUUGUGUAGUCAGGCAAGGAGACACGUCCAAGGGUGACUUCUAUACACCUUUUUUUGAGGAAAGCAGGCACGUGCUCUGUUUCCCUGACCCACUAUCGCUGGCUUGACGUCAAAUAACUGUAUCUAAUGGCAACCUGGAGUGUGCCUAUUAAUAACAGACUGCUGGAGUCGGGGGACAGUGGCAAAUGCGAAGCUCGGCACCCAGCUUCAAAGCAGCAAUCAAUUGUGUGUGUGUGUCUGUGUGCACUGGACGUCAAGGUGGAUUUUCCAGACGGGCACCAUUGGCGAAGUUAAUGUUUGCACUGUCGUUCUGUGACAUUUAUUGGUUUCAAUGAGAAGCUUGAACACCACUCGUGUGGAAAGAAUAAUAAUAUCUGCAUCCAUUUCAAAUUUUACUAAAGUGUGCUAUAAGACAUUCUUUAAACACCCUAAUAAUCAGUCCAGUAAAUACAUACUAAAAAUAUAUUACCAAACGGAAUGUACAGGUUUAUUAACUAAGCUCACAUUCAUUCUUAGCAUAUUUAAAAGCAACCGUGGCAACUUAAAAGUAGCCAAUAUCUCCCGUCCUCUGUCUAUUCCACAUCGCAUUGGUCUUUUGGCAACAUUUUUAAACAAAUCUGAUGCCUCGUUUGACGGGUUGAAUAAUGUUUUUAAACAGCGUCAGAAUCCAUCACUCGACAAACUUUCCAGACAGCAUUUAGUUUACGAAAGAUUUAUCACUCUCACCACAGCAGUUAAAUAGCAGCGUUCGCCUGCACGGCUUUCUGUGCCCUUGCUGUUCUGCAGCACUGUCCACGGGCACUCCACAACUCUUCCUUCCAGACAGAAACACUUUGAAGUGAAUGGAAUGGGCAACACAUGGCUGCAAUAGCCUCGCUCUAUCGGCCGAGCAUGGGCGAGCCCCCGGAGUCCGCCCUCUCUCCACCCCUUGAUAAACACAAGUGUCGGGAGGCGGCUGCGUUCCAGUGGUAACUCUGCAGUGAGCGCUAGCUGGCGAGCAGGGCUGAGCUCAACUCAACGUCGGUACAGGGCAAGGUGAAGGUCCCAGCAGCGAAUCCGGAGAUGCUGGCAACUUUUAUUUCCACUUCCAGAGCAGGCAACUUUCCUCAGCUCCCGCGCCAUGGCAACCAUCGACUUUUCCGAGGUGGAAGCGUUCCUGGACCGGCACCCAGACCUGUUCGAGGACUACCUGCUGAGGAAGGGCAAACGCGAAUCGGUCAGCAAGUGGUUGAAGGUGCACAAGGCGGGGAGGCUGCCCGGCACCGGGCUGGGCGAUGACAAACACGGCUGCCGAGCUGAAGCCACUCUGCAGCGGGCGUGUCAGAAAGAGCUGAGGAUGAGUUUCGCCCGCUCCCGGACCAUGACCGGCCACCACACGUACGACGAGGUGGUGGUGGUUCGGGCCCCGAGCCCGGGCAGGCGGGCACUACUGCGGAAGGCCAGCUCGCUGCCGCCCACGUCCGCCCACCUGCUCAAUGCUCUGCUCGAGUCCCGGGUCAGCGCCCCCCAACACGCCUCGGCCGCCAGCCACCACAAGCGCUCGCUCAAGCAGGCCAACGAGCGCCAGUUCUUCCUGGAGCUGGUCAAAGACAUCUCCAACGAGCUGGACCUGGCCAGCCUCAGCUACAAGAUCCUCAUCAACUUGUGCAUCAUGGUGGACGCUGACCGCUGCUCCCUCUUCCUAGUCGAGGGGCCGUCCCACAAGAAGAGGCUGGUAUCCAAGCUCUUCGAUGUACACUCGGGGACCACGGUGGUGCCGUCCUCCAGCAUGGAAAACUCCAACGAAGUCCAGGUGCCCUGGGGUAAAGGGAUCAUCGGCUACGUGGCCGAACACGGGGAAACGAUCAACAUGCCAGAUGCCUACGAGGAUCAUCGGUUCAAUGAUGAAAUUGACAAGCUGACAGGUUAUAAGACAAAGUCCAUUCUGUGCAUGCCGAUUCAGAACUGCAAUGGGGAAAUUAUCGGGGUGGCUCAAGCUAUCAACAAAAACCCUGCUGGAGUACCCUUCACUGAAGAAGAUGAAACGGCUCUGCAGAUGUACUUGCCCUUCUGUGGAAUAUCCAUAUCAAAUGCCAAACUCUUUGCAGCAUCUCGUAAGGAAUAUGACAGAAGCAGGGCAUUACUAAAGGUUGUCAAUGACUUGUUUGAAGAACAAACAGAGCUGGAGAAGGUUGUCAGGAAAAUUAUGCAACGAGCUCUGACCCUACUUCAAUGUGAACGAUGUUCUGUCCUCUUGCUGGAAGACAUUGAGUCUCCCGUGGUAAAGUUUGCAAAGACCUUUGAUCUGAUGUCUCCACUAUGUUGUAUAGAGAGUGAUAUCAGCAUGGAGAAAUUAUCCUGCUCCGGUUGGUUGAUAAACAACAGCAUCGCAGAGCUUGUCGCGUCAACAGGCCUUCCAGUGAAUAUCAGUGAUGCCUAUCAGGACCCUCGCUUUGACACUGAGGCAGACCAGAUGUCUGGUUUUCACAUUCGCUCAGUGUUGUGCGUUCCCAUCUGGAAUAGUAAUCAUCAAAUCAUUGGUGUUGCUCAGAUACUUAACAGGUUGGACCGGAAAACAUUUGAUGAUGCCGAUCAGAGAUUAUUUGAGGCCUUCGUCAUUUUCUGCGGUCUUGGCAUUAACAAUACUCUAAUGUACAAUGAAGUGAAGAAAUCCUGGGCAAAGCAAUCGGUGGCUCUUGAUUUGCUGUCCUACCAUGCAACCUGUUCAAAAGUAGAGGUUGAUCGGCUGAAGGCUGCCAAACUUCCAACAGUGAAUGAGCUGGGAAUUGCUCAUUUUUCCUUCAAUGAUUUUUCCCUUGAUAACGAUGGGAUGAUCACAGCCUCGCUACGAAUGUUCAUGGAACUGGGGAUCGUGCAGAAAUUCAAAGUCGAUUAUGAGGUUUUGUGUCGCUGGCUGCUUACCGUGAGAAAAAAUUACCGUGCAGUUCCAUACCACAACUGGCGUCAUGCAUUUAAUGUUGCACAGUGCAUGUUUGCAAUGAUUACGACUGCUGAUUUUCAGGAAAUUCUGACUGAUAUUGAAAUUUUAGCCUUGAUGGUGGGUUGCCUUUGUCAUGACCUUGAUCACAGAGGAACAAACAAUGCUUUUCAGGCAAAAAGUGGAUCUGCUUUAGCACAGCUGUACGGGACAUCUGCCACUUUGGAACACCACCAUUUCAACCAUGCUGUAAUGAUACUGCAGAGUGAGGGGCACAACAUCUUUGCCAACCUAUCGUCCAAAGAAUACAGUGAUUUGAUGCAAUUGCUAAAGCAAGCCAUCCUGUCCACUGACCUCAUGCUUUAUUUUGAGCUGCGCUCAAAGUUCUUUGAGUAUGUCAUGUCUGGGGAACACAACUGGUGUCUUGAGAAGCACAGACAAAUGUUGAGGUCUAUGCUGAUGACAGCCUGCGAUUUAGGAGGUGUUACCAAACCUUGGGAGAUCUCUAAGCAGGUGGCUGAAUUGGUAACUAGUGAGUUCUUUGAACAAGGGGACAGAGAGAGAGCUGAACUGAAGCUGACACCAACUGCUAUCUUUGACCGAAAUAGGAAGGACGAGUUGCCGGGCCUUCAGCUGGAAUGGAUUGAUGGGAUUUGCAAGCCACUGUUUGAGGCGCUGGCUGAACUGAAUGGAAGGACUCAGCCCUUGGUGAAUGGAAUCAAUGCUAAUAGAACUAAGUGGGAGGAGCUUUAUACAAUGUACCGUCAGUCUCAUGGUGCCGCAGAUGCUUCUAAUCGCAUACUGAAGAUUGAAGUAAUCAACUAGUGCAAUUCAGACCCUAACAUGUUUCUGGCCUAACCUUACACUACAUUAGGCAUUUUGACCCUCUGGCAGAUGGAAUGUUAAUGACAAUGAUGCAAAUGCUGAGAAUCAUCAAUAAUACUUUGGCUGCAGAAUGAAACUUCAGCAACAUUAGCAUAAUUCCCAUCUGCGUGGCUACUGCAGAAGAGGUGCAAAAUCAUUUUGCCCUCUGAUCGGAUCUUGGGUAUUGAAUGGAGAUCAACACUGCAAAUAUUCAACAAGAAAAUCAGCAAUCACCAGUCAUGGACCAUUUCACAUCUCUCCCAUCAUGCACUGCUAUGUUUGCUACCUAGGAACAUCGAGUAAUUACUGUGGUGAUUAAAAUCAUAAUCUGCCAUCUGCUACAGCAGCAUUCUUUCAGUGCUUCAAAAGAAAUCUGCUGCAGACUGAACAGCUUUAUUAAAGCGGACUCUAGUUAAAUCUGUUGGCAGCAGGGUACGCUGUCAGACUGACAAUGGCUUAUUGAUGUUCAAGACAAGAUGCUCUCCUGACAAGUAACUGCUCUCAGAACCCAGUAUUCUGGGAUAGAUCCAAGGGACUCCAUUUAAAAUGUCAUCGCAGAAAUAUCUUUCAACAUCAACUGAGGCAUCAGUUUCUCACCGGUUUUCUAUGGCAUUGAUCGUGUGCUUGAAACAUUCUUCUAAUGAGAUGGUUAAUGCUGCAUGUAAAUCCUUAUCUUUAGGACAGAGCGGACACACUAAGGUGUCCACCUUUGGCUAUCGCAGUCUCACAGAUCAUAUUAAGCUGUCACGUGAUCUGAAGCCAGUUCUUUCACAUUUGCCAUUGUUGAGGCAGUGAUAUUUUCACCAUGAAAUAGCCAUUCUUAAGUUCCAUGCAAAUGAUCAAAACAUAUAUGAAUUUAUUAAGAAUAUGUUAUAAGAUAUGUUAUCUGUUAUAUGAUGAUACACUGUAUGAUUAAUGGCCACACAUACAGAAGGUUUAAGGACCAUGCUGUUUCCAGACAAAAAUAUAAGAUAUUUAACACAAACCUACUGCUCCUCCAAUGAUUAGUUAGGGGAGGCAGUGCUCUGUUUUGGAGUGACCCUGUCAUGAGAAGAUUAAGUGUUCUGCUUGAAUUAAGAUAACCUCAUAGGCCAACAUUAGCAGAACCAAAUUAAUUGACCUCACAAGACCUAUGGGAAAAUGAUAGAGAAAAUCAUGCAACUAUUUAUUUAAUAUUUUUUAAUUUUUAAUUUAGUAAUGUUUAUACCUGAAAUAUUUACAGUAGUAAAUCCACCUGUAAAAUCUCCCUUUAAAUUGAACACGGGUUGUCAUUUGCAGAAAUAAUUUGAAUGUGGAUUAAAAAAUAACAUCGCUAUCCAUGGGAACUACCAUAGCAUGAAGUACUAAUUAUUGAAGAGAGAAACAUAAGAAUACUUGUAACUGAAUUGUAGUUUAGGUUUAACUUGAAUUCUCUUGGUAUAUGUACAUUAAAAUUUAUUGAACAAUUUCAGAAAUAUUCUAGUGAAAUAUAGAUAAAUUGAGAUUAUGCAUUGACAAUCUCAAGACAUGCCAAUGCUUUACAGCCAAUAAGAUAAUGUUAUAGUGCAGUCACCAUUGUUUAGUGUAUAUCACUAUAAUUGAUCACUAAUUCAAAAGAGCACAAACUCUUCCUGCUUCUGCUCUGGGUAUUAAAAGUGCAAUCCUUCUUUUAGGAGAAAUGAUGAGCAGUGUCUAUAAACCUUGAGAUUUUAAUAUUGGUCCAAAUCACAUUCUCUCUCUGCAGCUUCCCUACUGGGAGUAUGGAAUACUAGAAUGGGGAUUAACCUUAUAAACGCUUAUUAUGGAGAUCUGCCAAAGUCACCUAUAUUAUGUUGGUACUGUUGAAAGUCAAUAUUGUUUGGGCUCAGUCAAUUGUGCCCUCUUCCCAGAGAUGUAAGGUGCAAAGUGUAAGUCUCACUCUAAGACAUGAGGGCAUAAUCUGAACAGCCACUUCAUCACAGUGUUGGAAGGAGUGUUGUUACAGUUGCAGAUGACGCAUCUCAUCCAGAACACUAAACCUCAGUACUGACUUUUUGUUCAGAUCAAAGUUAGAAUUUCAGUGAAAUUAUUUACUGAGGACCAAUGUCCCCAAAAGCACAUUGCCUGGCCAUUUCUUGUUUGUGACAUUUAGAUCUGCAUGUAGUCACCUUUAACUCCAUUAAAGCAUUGAGUGGACUUAAAAAUAUAUUUCAUUCGUUAAGUUUAUUUGAUUCAUUAACAGUAUUGCAUGGCACUGAAAGAAAACAAAACACUUAAUGCUAUUGGUAUAUCAUUGGCUGCACUAAUAAAGAAACAAACAACGAAUUCAUGCAAAAAUAAAACAAGACAAAUAGCUAAACACACACACCUUAUAACUUACUAAUUUUGGGGUUCAUUAAUUUCUGACAAAUAGGUCGAUCAGUCAGAACUGUAGCAUGAGCCAGUCAUUCUCACAAUCAAUAUGCAUUCUUUUUAUCUUGUGAGAUAGCUACAAAGCAAAUUUGAAUUGCUUCUGUAGAAUAACCAGGCGUAAUGACUGUAAAUUUUGGAUUAAAUACCUUGACUAUUCUUUGGAACAAAUAAAGUAACCGCUAUGAUUGAUAUAACUGACUCUCAAAAUACACAGAGGAAAGCAUAUAUUAACAAUUAUGUACACAAAUUUAUAACACAGCCAUUAAGUAGAAGAGAUGAAGUACCAUAAAAUUAAAAUAUAAUAGUAUUGUAAACUGGAGCAGGACAACUUUUAUGAGCAUGUUUUUAAAAGGUUUACAAGUUUCUGACAAAUUAAAAUGGAUUGCUUCAAAACUAUUUCUUUAAAAUAAAUCAGAAUGAGACAAUAUGUUUAAUUCUCAUUUUAUCCGAAUAAGGAAUGUUAAAAAUCUUGGGAGAUUGUAUGUUAAUGUGCAUGUCUCAAUCCUAUCAACAAUCUUAAUGGAACAUUUUAUUUUCACUAUAUUUGCAUGGUAAUUUAAAUUAUUGCUCAUUCAGCACCCUUCAGCAGGAUAUUGGUUGCAAGCACAUACAGUGCCCUCCAUAAUGUUUGGGACGAAAACCCAUAAUUUAUUUAUUUGCCUCUGUACUCCACAAAUUAAGAUUUGUA